Schistosoma intercalatum is the source of this 599-nucleotide messenger RNA. The record is from the annotation of a GenBank genome assembly. NCBI's taxonomy places the organism in Eukaryota, Metazoa, Platyhelminthes, Trematoda, Strigeidida, Schistosomatidae.
GUUAGCACUAGAUUUUCACUAUUAGAUAGCCUUGAAAUCUUUAACUCACUUUUCUGUCUGAGGCGGCAAAGUUAGAAAAUCACGACCUCAGUUUCGUAAUGGCUGAAGAAACCGUCAAGAAACGUAGACCCUUCAAGAAGUUCUUCUAUCGAGGCGUUGAUUUAGACCAGCUUCUGGAUAUGAACUUGGAUCAAUUAGCUCAGCUGAUGCCUGCUCGGAUACGCAGAAGAAUUAAAAAAAAACUUCGUAAUAAACACAUGACGCUUCUAAAAAAGCUAAGGAAAAGCAAGAAAGAAUGUCCUUUUGGUGAAAAGCCGGCUGCUGUCAAAACUCAUAUCAGAGAUAUGAUUGUUCUUCCCGAGAUGAUCGGAUCAGUUGUUGGUGUUUAUAACGGAAAGUCAUUUAACACUGUCGAGAUCAGACCUGAAAUGCUCGGCCACUACCUCGGAGAAUUUUCAAUAACCUAUAAGCCUGUCAAGCAUGGCAGACCUGGUGUUGGUGCUACUCACAGUUCCAGGUUUAUCCCUCUUAAAUAAUAUGUCCAUGUAAUAAAUUCCUGGUCAAAUCAUCCUCUUUUCGAAUAGAUGACUGUAAUGACG